AUGAGGACCUCACUUCUCGCCGCCGCUCUCGCCGCCGCCGUCGCGCUCGGCUGCUGCGGCGUCGCGGCCGCCGACGCCGUCACCGACUCGUGCAACGCGAUCCGCGACUUCGUCGACGUGUCCUUCUGCGCGGCGCGGCUGGGGUCCGUCCCGGGGGCCGCCGUCGCGGACCGGCACGGCCACCUCCUCAUGGCCGCUGACCUGGCCGCGGCGAGCGGCGCCUCGGCCGGGGACGCCGCCGCCGCCGCGGCGGAGGCGCGCGGCGAUCGCGACCCGGCCGCGCGGGACGCGCUGCGGGCGUGCGUGUUCCUGUACGGCGCGGCGUCGGUGCCGGCGCUGCGGCUCAUGCGCGGGUACGCGGCGGCGCGGGCCUGGGGCGCCGCGCGCGCGCUGCUGCUGCUCACGGGGAAGGCCGGGAUCGGGUGCGACGCCGCGCUCGCGGGCUCCGCCGCGGGCGGGAUGGCGGCGGCCAACCGCGAGUUCGACCAGCUCUCCGCCAUGGCCACCGCGCUGCUCAACGUCGUCGACUAGGUCGCCGGCCGGCCGGCGGGGCCGGGCGCCCUACCGUUACGUGCACGUGCCGUGGCGAACAAGUGGCAUUACUUGUUCCUUGUUGCAUGGCCACAUGUGUCGGAUUUUUUCAGUAAUGGAUCGAUAGUGCGACCGAUUGUUAUUCCUUG
Messenger RNA from Panicum hallii, 680 nucleotides. RefSeq lists its product as uncharacterized. Gene Ontology annotation, molecular function: enzyme inhibitor activity. The transcript has a single exon. NCBI's taxonomy places the organism in Eukaryota, Viridiplantae, Streptophyta, Magnoliopsida, Poales, Poaceae. Bases 1 to 531 code for a protein of 176 amino acids. The record is from RefSeq and is a predicted model, not a curated record.